Tyto alba (common barn owl) is the source of this 3502-nucleotide messenger RNA. It is a transcript of the gene SPIRE1, whose product is annotated as spire type actin nucleation factor 1. Gene Ontology annotation, cellular component: cell cortex; cytoplasmic vesicle membrane. The record is from RefSeq and is a predicted model, not a curated record. Gene Ontology annotation, molecular function: actin binding. The transcript has 17 exons. Gene Ontology annotation, biological process: establishment of meiotic spindle localization; cleavage furrow formation; intracellular transport. Bases 235 to 2265 code for a protein of 676 amino acids. NCBI's taxonomy places the organism in Eukaryota, Metazoa, Chordata, Aves, Strigiformes, Tytonidae.
CUGCCCCUGCGGCGGCGGCGGGCGGCCCGGGCGCCGCUCCUCCUGCCUGCCUGCCCGCCCGCCCGCCCGGCGGCCCGGUGGCACUAGCGGGGCGGGGAGGAUGAGCACGGCGGGACCGGGCGUCAGCAGCAGCAGCAGCAGCAGCAGCACAGGCGGGAGCAGCGCAAGCAGCAGCUGCCGCCGCUGCGGCGGGGCCGCUCACUGAGGCGAGGAGCACCGCGGCGGAGGCAGGGCAUGGCGCUGCCGGGUGAGCGCGGCGCCGAGCCCCAGCCCGGCGCCUCCCGCCCCACCGACGAGGAGGAGGAGGGCGGCGGCGGCGGCGGGCAGCCGGAGGCGCUGUCGCUGGAGGAGAUCCUCAGGCUGUACAACCAGCCCAUCAACGAGGAGCAGGCGUGGGCCGUGUGCUACCAGUGCUGCGGCUCGCUGCGGGCCCGCGCCCGCCGCGGCGAGACCCCCGCCGCCAGGCCGGGGGCGGCCGCCCACCUCCGCGUCUGGCGGGACGGCGCCGUCACCCUGGAGCAGGGCGAGCCCCAGCGCCCGCCGCCCGCCGCAGAUAAAUCGAGCCGUUUACACUGCACAGAAAUGGAGGUUAUUGAAUCACUGGGGAUUAUUAUAUAUAAAGCCCUGGACUAUGGUUUGAAGGACAAUGAAGAGCGGGAAUUAAGUCCUCCUCUGGAGCAGCUUAUUGACCACAUGACUAAUACCACAGAAACAGAUGGGGGUAGGGAUGAAGGAUAUGAUGCUCUGGAUGAAGGAGUGGAGGAUGACAAUGAUGAUGACAAACAGGAAGUUGAGGCCAUUCAUUCCUAUAAAGAUGUAAUGAAGCUGUGUGCUGCCCACCUGCCAACCCGAUCAGAGGCACCGAACCAUUAUCAAGCAGUAUGUCGGGCUCUGUUUGCUGAAACAAUGGAACUGUACACUUUUUUGGCCAAAAUUAAAAGUGCAAAAGAGAAUCUGAAGAAGAUUCAAGAAAUGGACAAAGAGGCAAGUGAUGAAUCCAGCACAGAUCUUGAUGACUUAAAAAAUGCUGACUGGGCUCGUUUUUGGGUACAAGUGAUGCGAGAUUUACGUAAUGGUGUUAAACUUAAGAAAGUUCAAGAGCGUCAGUACAACCCACUCCCAAUAGAAUAUCAGCUCACACCCUAUGAAAUGCUGAUGGAUGAUAUUAGAUCCAAACGCUAUACCUUAAGGAAGGUCAUGGUCAACGGUGACAUUCCACCACGAUUAAAAAAGAGUGCCCAUGAAAUAAUCCUGGAUUUCAUCCGAUCGCGACCUCCAUUAAAUCCUGCGUCGGCAAGAAAACUGAAACCAACCCCACCACGGCCACGCAGCCUUCAUGAAAGAAUACUGGAGGAAAUCAAGGCAGAGAGAAAGUUACGUCCAGUCUCACCCGAUGAGAUAAGGCGUAGCAGGCUGGCAAUGCGGCCUCUUAGCAUGUCUUACAGUUUUGACUUGUCAGAUGUAUCUACGCCGGAGGCCGGAAGGAAAUUAGUGGAUGCCUCUGUAGUGAACGGUGGCCUGGCACCACAAGGAAAGCAGAAUGGGGCCACACAAGUGACAAUACAACGCAAGAGACUCCUUAAGGCUCCCACAUUGGCUGAACUUGACAGCUCAGAUUCGGAGGAGGAAUCAGUGCACAGAUCAGCAAGUAGCAGCAGCAUCUCUCCCUCACAAGUGGAAGACACCUCUCAAGAAGGUACCAGCAGCAGAAAGAUGCCUCCAAAAUUCUUGCCCAUAUCAUCUACACCACAGCCGGAGAGACGGCAGCCACCUCAGAGACGACACUCCAUUGAAAAGGAAACGCCAACCAAUGUGAGACAGUUCCUACCACCUUCAAAACAGAGCUCCAGAUCACUUGAGGAGUUCUGUUACCCGGUGGAAUGUCUGGCCCUGACGGUGGAGGAGGUCAUGCACAUCCGUCAGGUGCUGGUGAAGGCAGAACUGGAAAAGUACCAGCAAUAUAAAGAUGUCUACACUGCUCUCAAGAAAGGAAAGCUCUGCUUUUGCUGCCGAACAAGAAGGUUUUCUUUCUUUACCUGGUCUUACACUUGUCAGUUCUGUAAGAGGCCUGUAUGCUCACAGUGUUGCAAAAAAGUAAAUGCGGUUGCCAUCAAAGCCAUAUUCAACUCUCCCCAUCUUCUCACUGGGACCUUCAACCUUGCAAAGAGGAGAAAGCUUUAUGAGGCCCGAGAAACCCUCUACCAGUCACCACCAUUCACUGCGGAGCAUGGCCAGGUUGACCUCAAGGUCCAAAUCUGUGGAUAAGUCACAUGAAGAGUUUCCCAAAGAAUUGAUGGAGGACUGGAGCACGAUGGAGGUUUGUGUGGACUGCAAGAAGUUUAUUUCAGAAAUCAUCAACUCAAGCCGGCGCAGCCUAUCUCUGGCGAACAAGCGAGCCAGGUUAAAAAGAAAAACGCAGUCCUUCUACAUGUCGUCGCCAGGAUCCUCUGAAUACUGCCCCUCUGAAAGGACUAUCAAUGAGAUCUGAGCCUUGUGCCUUUUUCUUUGCUUUUGUCUUCAUGAGGUCAUCAUCCAUGAGCAAGGUCACUGAAACUGGAUUAUCAUUCCGUUGCUUCGUUUCACUUGACUGGCUUGAAUUUGCAUGGGAUCACAGGAUUUCCUACUCUGAUGGAUCCUGGAGACACAGAACUCUAUGUUUAGAUCUGUGCAGAAUGAUACGCAACGGGUCAGCUGCUCGCACUGGAAGAAAAUCAAUAGUUUGAGAUUGUUGCCUCUUUUGUAUGUGUGCGUUGAAACUAGAAAGCCUUUUCUUGCUUUCAGUCUUUUUUUAACCAUGCUUUGAAUCAUUUUUCAGGAGAUGAGCUGAAAAUUAUGUUUAACGGAGAAUCAAAUCUGUCAAAGUGUCAGUGUUAGCACAGUAGCAAACAGGAAGUCAUAUUGGCUUUGCCACCCCAAGUAAUGCUCAUGUCCUUGUUGAAACAGCAAAGGGUCGUGUCCCACACCAGGGACCACACUGAGCGUGAGUGACCGUGGUCGAAACCAUCUGUCUUUGAACUCUUUCAGUUGCUCUGAGAUCAGGGUUCAGCACGGGACUUUGCAAUGUCUGUGUCCUAGGGCAAAAUAUAUGACGAAGCUCUUCGCGCAUGUGGUUGGCCAUUCCCCCGAGCUGCUGUACUUUUUAAGCCUUAGUGUUCUUCUAAGUGUCUCCUGAGCAGGUUGUAGUAGUUUACUUUCUAUCUUGAAUGUAUGAUUGAUGAUGACUACUUGUAGCAGUGAAUUUUAGUAGUAGAUAGAGUUGUACAGUUUAUGGGGAGGAUGGGAAAUAAGGGAGGCUUCUAAUUUUAACUGAAUACCUGUAAAGUUGUUCUUGUUACUCAGAGAAAAUAGUGGGCAAGGUGUACAUUUGUAUUAUAACGGAGCACACAAAUACUGCUAUAGUUAUGUCUGACAGCAUAUCCACUGAUAACCCCAUUUUUUCUGGGGUUUAUAACUUGGCUGUAAAGAUUCAUGUUCUGCUGAAAUUUGGGACAGUGCUGUCUCA